AUGACAGAAAGGGAUCGCUCACCGAAGAGGGUGAGGAUAGUCUCAGCUUUCAAUCCCCUACAGGAUGAUGAUGAUCGUCAAGAGGCGAGAGAUGACUGGACGUCGCCUCCUCAGCGACCUCCUCGCUCGACAUCCCGCGAUGGCGCACCAAAGGACGAGGUAGUCGCGGAGCCGCCCGCCGAAGCCAACGCCAGCAGGUUCCGCUUCAAGUCCAAGCACUCAAAAUCGCGCCGCCGCAGUUCUCGCCAGCGCGACGAGGACGAUCGUGACCGCGACCGCGACCGCGACCACGACCACCGUCGCCGCGAGCGCUCCCGAUCUCCCAGCUCGCGCCAUCACCGGCAUCGUCACCACCACAGCAGCCACCACCACCACCGGCACAAGAGGCGGCGCACGCGCUCCGCCAGCCCGCGGGAGGCCGAGCCCGUCGACCCCCACGAGCCGCCGCCGCUCGACCCGGAGACGGCGUUCCGCGAGUCGCUGUUCGACGCCAUGGCCGACGACGAGGGCGCGCUCUACUGGGAGGGCGUGUACGGGCAGCCGAUCCACGUCUACGAGCGGGACAAGGUCAACGAGCAGGGCGAGCUGGAGAGCAUGACGGACGAGGAGUACGCGGCGUACGUGCGCCAGAAGAUGUGGGAGAAGACUCACGCCGGCUUGAUCGAGGAGCGCGCUCGGCGGGCACGGGAGCGGGAGGCGAGGGAGAAGAAGGCGGAGGAGGACAGGAGGAUACAUGCCGAGAUGGAGAGGAGUCUGAAGAGGGGCCAGGAAAGGAGGCAACGACGGGUCUGGCAAGAGCGCUGGAGCGAUUAUCUGAAGGGCUGGACUGAUUGGGAUGGCACGGUGGCCAAGGUCCCAUGGCCGGUGCAGAGCAGCGACCGAAGAGACAUCGACGAGAAGGAGGUUAGAUCCUUCUUCGUCAGAGGUCUUGACCUUGAGGAGCUUGGAGAGACCCAAUUUGCAGCGAGACUCAAGGAUGAAAGAGUCAGGUGGCACCCUGACAAGAUCCAGCAGAAACUCGGAGGUCAAACGGACGAGGCUCUCAUAAGGGACGUCACGGCAAUUUUCCAGAUCAUUGAUAAGCUCUGGGCAGAUACCCGGCCAAAGACGACCUAA
Molecule: messenger RNA, 1116 nt
Organism: Phaeoacremonium minimum UCRPA7
Lineage: Eukaryota; Fungi; Ascomycota; Sordariomycetes; Togniniales; Togniniaceae
Exons: 1
Coding region: 1-1116 (371 amino acids)
Biological process (GO): canonical NF-kappaB signal transduction
Source: RefSeq, a predicted model, not a curated record